Vidua macroura (Pin-tailed whydah) is the source of this 5199-nucleotide messenger RNA. RefSeq names its product FYN proto-oncogene, Src family tyrosine kinase (gene FYN). Gene Ontology annotation, biological process: protein phosphorylation; innate immune response; cell surface receptor protein tyrosine kinase signaling pathway. NCBI's taxonomy places the organism in Eukaryota, Metazoa, Chordata, Aves, Passeriformes, Viduidae. Bases 295 to 1908 code for a protein of 537 amino acids. Gene Ontology annotation, molecular function: non-membrane spanning protein tyrosine kinase activity; signaling receptor binding; ATP binding. The transcript is spliced from 14 exons. The record is from RefSeq and is a predicted model, not a curated record. Gene Ontology annotation, cellular component: extrinsic component of cytoplasmic side of plasma membrane.
GGAGGAUGCGAGUGCGGCGGCGCCGCCCCGGCCCCGCGCUGCGCUGAGCUGAGCCCAGCCGAGCCGAGCCGCCUCAGGGCAUGUUUUCGAGCCAUUUGUGAGGAAAUGUGGUGAAUGUAAACUUGCUCUGUUUGGGGGGGAAAUUGUGCUGAGGCUCACGUUAGCCCUUUUGGCCACAGCCUUGCGUGGGGAAUUCAUGUCGAGCUGAUUGCUUCCCAGGACCCCGGGUCUCAUAUUCAGUCUCUGCUUCGGAGGAUAGAGUCCUCUCUCUCCCUCUCAUCCUGAUUUUAGAUAAUGGGCUGUGUGCAAUGUAAGGAUAAAGAAGCAACAAAACUGACUGACGAGAGGGAUGGCAGUUUAACUCAAAGCUCAGGCUACCGCUAUGGGACAGAUCCUACUCCUCAGCACUAUCCUAGCUUUGGUGUGACUUCAAUCCCAAACUACAACAACUUCCAUGCCACAGGAGGCCAAGGACUGACUGUGUUUGGUGGAGUCAACUCCUCCUCUCAUACAGGGACGCUGCGUACAAGAGGAGGAACAGGUGUAACUCUUUUUGUGGCGCUUUAUGACUAUGAAGCAAGAACAGAAGAUGACUUGAGUUUUCACAAAGGAGAAAAAUUCCAGAUACUUAACAGCUCGGAAGGAGACUGGUGGGAGGCUCGUUCCUUGACAACAGGCGAAACUGGUUACAUUCCCAGUAAUUAUGUGGCUCCAGUCGAUUCCAUCCAAGCAGAGGAGUGGUACUUUGGCAAGCUUGGCCGAAAAGAUGCCGAGAGGCAGCUGCUGUCGUUUGGAAACCCCAGAGGUACCUUCUUGAUCCGGGAAAGCGAAACUACCAAAGGUGCCUAUUCCCUGUCUAUUCGAGAUUGGGAUGAUAUGAAAGGAGAUCAUGUCAAACAUUAUAAGAUUCGUAAACUUGACAAUGGUGGAUAUUAUAUCACAACUCGGGCACAAUUUGAAACUCUUCAGCAGCUGGUUCAGCAUUACUCAGAGAGAGCUGCAGGUCUUUGCUGCCGCUUAGUAGUCCCCUGUCAUAAAGGAAUGCCAAGGCUUACUGAUCUGUCUGUCAAAACCAAAGAUGUCUGGGAAAUUCCACGAGAAUCCCUACAGUUGAUCAAGAGACUGGGAAAUGGGCAGUUUGGGGAAGUAUGGAUGGGUACAUGGAAUGGAAAUACUAAAGUGGCUAUCAAGACCCUGAAGCCUGGCACUAUGUCUCCAGAAUCCUUCUUAGAGGAAGCCCAAAUCAUGAAGAAGCUAAAACAUGACAAAUUGGUCCAACUUUAUGCUGUGGUAUCUGAAGAGCCUAUCUAUAUUGUCACAGAGUACAUGAGUAAAGGGAGUUUGCUAGAUUUCUUAAAGGAUGGAGAAGGAAGAGCUUUGAAGUUACCGAACUUGGUGGACAUGGCGGCCCAGGUGGCCGCAGGAAUGGCGUACAUCGAGCGGAUGAAUUACAUACACAGAGAUCUGCGGUCUGCAAACAUCCUGGUGGGCAACGGCCUAAUAUGCAAGAUUGCCGACUUUGGAUUGGCAAGACUGAUUGAAGACAAUGAAUAUACAGCCAGACAAGGUGCAAAGUUUCCCAUUAAAUGGACUGCACCAGAAGCAGCACUGUAUGGAAGGUUCACAAUAAAGUCAGAUGUGUGGUCUUUUGGGAUCCUACUGACAGAGCUGGUAACAAAAGGGAGAGUGCCAUACCCAGGCAUGAAUAACCGUGAAGUCUUGGAGCAAGUAGAACGAGGUUAUCGGAUGCCGUGUCCCCAGGACUGUCCCAUCUCCUUGCAUGAGCUUAUGAUUCACUGCUGGAAAAAAGACCCAGAGGAGCGUCCAACUUUUGAAUAUUUACAGGGUUUUCUUGAAGACUACUUCACUGCAACAGAACCCCAGUACCAGCCUGGAGACAACCUGUAAAUCCCUGGUUUCCAGACACUGUCAUGAAUUACCAGGUAUUUCUCAGCCCUGUCCCACCUGCUCUCCACCUUCCAACUCUGUGAUCGGCUUCUCCAGAGUGCAACAUCUUCCAGCACUGCAGUGCACAGGAGGGGCUGCAGCUGGGAACUUCCACAGCCCUUGCCUAUGACCACUUGUCCUAAUAAUCUGAAUGUCCUGGAUGAAAAGGAGAAAAACACUUGUUUUUUCUUAAUCAAAGACUCCAAAACUGCAUUGUAUUGAUGUUAUGUAAACUGCAAAACCUCUGUUCAUUGUAAAUAGUAACUCAGUGCCAAUAACUGAUCCUAGUGCUUUCCUUUUUUUAAAAUGCAAAACCUAUGUGAUUUUAACUAGUCUUCUCCUGAUUCAACUAAAAGUAUUAUUUUCCAGAAGUGGCCUCUUUGUCUAAAACAUUUUUUUUUCAUGUUUUAACAAAUAAAAAAUCAGGACAGGUGUUUGGGUUUUUGCUUUUUUUAUAUAUAAAAUAUAUAUAAUAUAUAUACAUACCUGUACAUACAGUAUAUGGGUGCUAUUGCAGAGGAGGCUCAUUUGGAAUUGAAUGAAUCCUGCUGCAGCUGUACCCAGAAAGCGAUAAUUUUACUGCAGACAUGAAAACACUGGUGGGAUUCUGAAAGCCAGUGAUCUAAUUUUUGGCUUUUGCCAAGCAUGAUUUUUUUAAAUUGGAUUGCACUUUUUGUUUAUGAUUAUGUACCUGUAGAUGGUUGUAACUUUGCUCUUUCAGGAAUCACGUGCUGUAUUUACAGUAAUGUUUCCAAUGUUUGACAAGUGUGUGAUGAUUUGUUCUUGAAAUUAAGACAAACAUAUUUAAAGCAAGAAAAAUACACCAUCACCAUUUGAACUGGAAAAUUGAAACUGCAAGGACUUCUUGUAUCAAAACAUGUAUACUGAAAUGUUUCAAAAAGAUUUAUUAAGCAGUGUAACCACAUUCAGAUGGUCUUAAAAUAAUAGCAUUUUAGCCAUGUCCCCCUGCUAAACUGUUGGCCAUGCAACUAGGAUAUUUCUGUUUUAUGUGUAACAUUUUUCCAUUGUAAAAUAAGUGUGUUGAGUGUCCUGUACUGCUAAUGAAAUUACUUUCUCUGUGUCUGCAAGUUCUCCAGUGAAAUUACUAUGCACUUCUUUACAUUUCAUGGGGGAUGCACAGAACAAAGUAUUACCUUUUCAGUUGUCUGUACCAGCCUUGAAUUACUUACAUUUAACGAAAAAAACACAAAAAAAAAAUCCUUUCUAUUGAGUUUUUAAUACUGAGUUGCAAAUUUUAAAGUCUUAAUUACAUUUUGUUAUGGUUUAUUCACAAGUUUACAUUUUAAAACUGUUUAACUUUCUUAAUUUAGUAAUUAAAAAAAAAGAGCAUUUUACAUUUGGAUAGUUGUUUUUUUGUUUAAACUGUGGAGCUAAUGGUGGACAUGAGAUUAAAAACUUUUCAAGAAGGGGUGUCAUGCCAUUUGGGGCAUCAUAUUUCAUAGGAGUAUGCAGACCAAUUACCUAUGGGACAUCAUUUUCCAAAUUAUGAAGUCAGUAUGUUUUUAAAUAGCUGGAGUUCAACUGUAAGGAAGAUGGCUGAAUGCUUAGCUAGUCUCUCAUUUCUCUCUUCUACAGCAGUUUGUUCUUUAUUAGUUCUGUUGCAUUUAACAUGAAUACUUUUACAUUUACAAGUGUUGCAGGAAAAGCUUUUCUAUGUCUUGUAUUGCUGUUACUGCUUUAAAAGAUUGUGGCCAACUAAGACUUCCUGACAGUUGAAACUUUUUUUUUAAUUAUUUAGCACUUAGAUUAUGAAUUCAUAUUCUGAAGAUUCACACAUUUUCUAAAGAGAACCUUUCUUCAUUUGUGAAAACUAACCCAAUAAUCAACUGAGAUUCAGAGAACAAAUUGUCAUCGUUUUAAUAUUUUCUAUACAAAACUUUGACUGAAAAUCCUCUUGCAAAGGAGGCUUCCACACUUAGCCUUUCUCAAAGUGUGAAUUUAUAUGGCAAUGUUGCUUGGUACCAGAUUUCCAUGAUAAAUUGGUUAACGUUUUACAUGUAGAGUCUAUAAGUAAUGUUAUGUACAUUAUCUAUUCAAUGUUGCUGUACCUGCAGCUGUGGAGUACUGAAGAGGCCAUGAUCCUUGUUGGACUUCUAGCUUCCUCUUAGUACUUACAAAGCAAGUCGUGGCCCUCUUUUUUUUUCCCACAGCUACCCCCCUGCCUUAAAAUAUCAUCCAUGGAACUGAGGACUCCAUAGUAACUCAGUGGGCUGGUGAAGCCAAAAUGUCACCUCCUCAGCCCAGAGCCCGGUGGCGAAGCGUGGCCAUUCUGCCAAGUUCCUUAGCAGCCUUUGCUAUGCCACAAACUUAAGUGCAGUUUCCAUCUGUAAUGCGGGACGAGCCUAAAACGUUAAGUUUGCCUAUGUUUCUCUUUGGAAGUAAGACUCAGAUGGGGCAUUGUUGGGGUUUUAUGGCCUUUAUUUCUGAUUCUUGGGUUUGCUGUUUCUUGUAUUGCAUUCGGUCUCUGAGUACCAUGUUGGUCUCUGCCGGAUCUCUGCCUGCAGCUGGCUUGUGUGCAGACUGGUGCCACUGUUGAGUGGCAAAUCCAGACCAUUUCUCAUCGGUAGCUCUUCUGCUUCUUUUUCUUAAUGUUGGGAGUUUUGUUGUUUGGGUUUUUUAAUCUCUCAAAUAAAAACAUUAGCAAAAAAUUUAAACAAGGUUGUUAGGUUUUUUUGCUAUAAAUUAAUAAAAGCCUUUUCUUAAGCACUGUGUAUGCACCACAAGUAGUUGUGUGGUGACUGUAAAAGUAGAAUUUAUGAGAUUAAGAAUCUUCUGUUCCUUCCAAUAAUUUUUUAAUGUUAGACUAAAUAAAUUCCACCCAGGUAAAAACAAUUGGCCAAAUGCUUCCCUCACCAGCCCACCUUAUUCCCAACCAAUUCAUGGUGUGGUGGCUGAUUUCCAGAAGAGGUCUUCUAGAAGACCUACCAGCAGCAGAAAGGACUCCAUGGGGUGACACAGGCGUCUAUAAGCCAAAUUUAAUCCAAGAUCGGUCUCAGGAAAAGUGACAAGUGGAAAUGGGACACUGCUGCGAAAGGGAUGGUUAGUAUGGUUAUUAUAUUUCUGUGAGAAGGCACUUACGUGAGACUUGGUGGUCUUUGAAAAAGACAAAAGGCACUAACAUGAUAUUCUUUGGCUUUUGCAAACAGUGCUCAAUGUAGUUCUGGGUGACGCUCCGCUUUUGAUUUAAUUACCACUGUAGAAAAAUAAAGUAAAUACGAAACAGAAAAGUGA